Messenger RNA from Plodia interpunctella (Indianmeal moth), 6512 nucleotides. RefSeq names its product fife (gene Fife). The coding region runs from base 325 to 3288 and encodes 987 amino acids. Gene Ontology annotation, biological process: positive regulation of synaptic transmission; regulation of membrane potential; regulation of synaptic plasticity. Lineage: Eukaryota; Metazoa; Arthropoda; Insecta; Lepidoptera; Pyralidae. The transcript has 21 exons. Gene Ontology annotation, molecular function: small GTPase binding; transmembrane transporter binding. The record is from RefSeq and is a predicted model, not a curated record. Gene Ontology annotation, cellular component: cytoskeleton of presynaptic active zone; presynaptic membrane.
CCGGGAGCAACAGUCUGCCGUAGCCCGGCCACGCGGCCUCACACACGCCACAACAAGUGUCGCGCCCCGGUUCGCACCGUGCUGCCCGCGUUUGGGCUUUCCGGAAAUCAAGAUCCGACAUUAAUCUAAGGGUCUCCUGCGGACUGUUCUGUGAGCGUUUGCAGCUAGUUUUGUGAUAAAUUACCUUCAAAAUGUCUUGUUUCGGCGGUAGCGUAUUGAUACCUGACUGACUGUAGCCGAGUGCGUGUGUGCAAUAGUGACCAGUGCAGUGUAGUGAUGUGAGUACGUACGUGUGUACGUGAGAGCAGCGACUACUGAGCCACCAUGCUGCCCACUAACGUUAUGUCCUUUAUGAAGAAGAUGGUGGCGACGGAGGAUAGCCCCAAUACGGUGCCGGGCCAGAUUGAGGCUCCAGGCACCUUCGGCAAGCUGCGGCAGACACUCUCCUCCUCACUACUCAACGCUCAAGAUAAAGUAACAAAACUGGGCCCACGGCCGGGCGCGACAGAGGGCGCCGCCGAGCCUGCGCCGGCGCCGCCGCCUGCACAGCCGCCACCCGCCGCCACACAGCCCGCCAAGACUGAACGGGAGGCAGGCAAGGCGCCGUCGAGGGCGGGCGCGUGUCGCGUGUGUCUCAAGGCUCUGAAGCCGGGCGAAGUCUUCCACACGUGCAACGGCUGCCAACACCGUGUCUGCGAAGACUGCUCCUCGUACUCCAAGCCAGCCAGUGAUGAAGAAGCAAAUUCAUGGCGGUGUUCGGUGUGUCGUCGGAAAGCGGCGCCGCGACUGCCACCUGCCGCGCAAGACAGCACGGACUCGCUGCUGGAGGUGCCGAUGCUGGACGCCCUCCAGCGUCGGCACUCCGAGGCCAGGCUCGGCAGCGGCGGCGCAAGCGCAGGCCUCGCCCCGCCUCGAUCCCCAGAACUACGCCGGCAUUCGGAUGUCUCGCCCGCCUCCUUGAAGGAGCUGGAGAAGUUAAAGGGCGGCGGCAGCGCGACGCCGGACGUGGAGUCGCGGCGGCCGAGCGCGGCGGCCCCGCUGCGGCGCCGCUCAGUGCGCGCGCCCGCCGCGCGCCAGCGCUCCUGCGAUGAGGACCAGCCAUCUGCCGCGCUGCAACCGGCCCUCGCUGCCCCUCCGCCUAUGUCUAGAAGGGCGUCAGCGGUGGACGUGGUGGGGGGCGCGGGGUCGCGGCGAGGCUCGUACCGCGCGGACGACGCCGACGCGCCGCAGCUCUCCGGGCUCGUCGUUGAUGAGGACCGGCCCCUGCGCCGGCGAGGAAGCCAGCUGCCGGACAUAGCGGCUCUGCAGCAACGCACGGCCGCGCUGGGAAGUAUGGCCGCUCUCGGGUCACGCGGUUCGGACGCGGCGGCCGACCCUCCGGCAGUCUCAGUCACAGCGGCCGCCGCCGCCGCGCGCCAGAUGUCGGUCGACGCUGAAGCCAUCAAGAUCGUCAUACAUGAUGUAGAUGACCACACGCCAAGGCGCGUCUCCUUGCGACGUGACCCUACUGAUAAAGGACAUAGGUCCCGCGGUUUUGGCAUGCGCGUGGUGGGCGGCAAGCCGGACGCGAGCGGGCGACGCGAGGCGGUCAUCGUGUGGACCGUGCCCGGAGGGCCAGCCGACUUGGCCGGCCUACAGCAGGGAGACAAGGUCCUAGAAUGGGGCGGGGUGCCGCUGACGGAACGCAGUUUCGAGGAGGUCUGCGCAGUGCUGGAGCGCGGCGGGGACAGCGUGGAGCUGCUGGUGGAGCCCGCGCCACAGCUGGACGACCAGCCCGCGCCUGCCGCCCAGCCCUCGCAUCACCACCACACGCUCUACGAACCGGAUACCGACAAAUCACCAUCGUCGCCGACUCGACGGAAAUUGCCGAAAACCCCGGAACAAGAGCGCGCCGAGCGUGCUCGCGAGCGUCCGUCGGCGCGCGCGCAGCUGCAGGUGUGGUUCGAGAGCGAACUGCGAAAGCUGGUAGUAGUGCUGAUUGCUGCAGACGACCUGCCGCCGCGAGACCACACGCUCGGCUACGGCGACGAGCCUGAAGCCUUCGCUAGGAUUCGACUUCUGCCUUCACUUGAGAGCUGCCCGCCAGUGGAAACAGACCCGGCAUCAGCGUCUUGCAGUCCGGUGUGGAAUGCCACUCUCGGCUUCGGGGGACUCACCGCUGACCUUUUGGCGGGCCGCGCUUUGGAGCUGACGCUCUGGGAUGCCUGCCCGGGCAUCGAACCUGUGCUCAUUGGAGAGUGCACGAUGGAAGUAGAAAAGGCCUUUGCUGAGGAGCGAGCAGUGUGGUGGACCCUGGAGGAGCGCGGGUGUCGGUCGGCCAACGCGUCCCCGCGCGGCUCUCUGACGGGUGCGCGUUCGCUGCGGCGCGGGGACUUCGCCUCCCAACGCUCGGCCUCAGAUGAUGUGGACUCGAUAGGCGAGUGCGCAUCGCUGCUGCACCCGGACCACGCGUGGGUGGCGGGCUCGCGGCGCGGCUCCUCGCAGUCCGAGACCCUGGAGGUGGAGGUCUACCAGCUCGGCAAGGACUUCUCCCGGUCCUUACCUGGCUCCCGGCGCUCCUCCUUCCAACAACAGGAAAAGGAGGGCGGUGCGGGCGGCGGCGAGGGCAGCGCGGCGGGCGGCGCGCGGCGCUCGGAGCGGCGCCGCUCGUCGUGCGUGCGCCGCGACCCCGACGACAUCCUGCGCAGUCUGCGCGCCGUCAAGGGCGAGCUCGGCCGCACGCUCUCGCUCUCCGGCUCCACUGCUAGGCGCACGGCGACGGGCCGCAAGGGGAGCAUGUGGGCGGCGGUGCCGGCGGCGGCGGCGUGCGACGCGGUCGGCGGCGACGACGACGACGUGCCGCUGGGUCCCGGCCAGCUGCCGCCGCGCAACGCCAGUCUGCCGCCGCUACACGCAGAAAUCAACAUCAGCAUCAUUAUGAUCAAGGGACAGCUAGAACUGGAGGUGUCUCAUGCGCGCCGUGUUUAUGGCGUGAACGGCGAGGUGCCAGAUUCAUACGUGAAGUGCUACUUGCGGGACGGGGACAAAUGGCUGCAUAAGCGGAAGACGAGGGUCGUGCGGCGAACCACCGAGCCAAAGUUCAAGCAGACGCUCAAGUAUCAGGCCAGCGAAGCCCUCGGCCGCACUCUGGUAGUGAUGCUAUGGCAGCGCUGUGGCGGCUUCGAACAUAACUUGGCUCUGGGAGGCGCAGAGAUCUGUCUGGACAAGCUGACCCUCCCGCAGCGCACGUACGGCUGGUACCCGCUGUUCCCCGCCACCUCGCUGGGCGCUGAUGAGUCGCCCGACUGAUCCAGGGAGCCGUCGCCGGAGCGCCGUGACGACCACUAGCGCCCCCACGACGGCUUCGUUUGUCCUGAGUAGUAAUGUUCUUUUGUUCCAAACCCAAUGCGCCGGUACGCCCAAAUGCUACUCUUUUGCUAUUUCUAUUGCGUGUAAAUAUGUGUGGUCUUAUAUUGGCUUUGUCUUCAAUGCAUGACAUGCGGCAUGUAUAUAAAAUAUAAAACGCGUCGCGCAGCUUUGACUAAUUCUAUAGGGCAGGCCCCACGAAUUGAUGAUGCAACACCACUUAGACAUUAGUUUAAAUAAAGAGGAGCUUAUAGAAGGUCGCUUGGAAUAUUUGAUUCGGUACUUAUUUUAGACCCAGACAUCUUAAUAGCACAUUUAAUGUACCACAGAUUAAAAUGCAUAUGUAACUAUCCAUACUAGAUUUUGAAUACAAUCUCUAUAAAUCAAUAUAUCUUUGAAAUUUUGACGGCUCCCUAUGUGCAGUUUUUGAUGUUUGUGCCUAAUAUAGCAACAUAUUUGUAGUAUUUUAUAUGUUAUAUGUAUGUAAUAUAAAUUCUAUUUAAAGAAUGUAUAGGUUAAGUACGGACAUUUAAUCCUCUUGCAUAUAAAUUACAUCUAAAAUGUUACAAUCUACUUGUAGAGAUUUCAAUGCAUAGAUAACUUUAUAGUUAUUAGGUCACGUAACGCUUCCGGUUCUAAAUUCUAUUCUUCAUCUUUUGGCUAAUGUUGCCACUGUAAAAUUUAAUCCAGGAUAGCUUUUUAUAUAAUAGUCAAAUUUUAUCGAAAAUUCUACUACCAAUAAAAAAAAUUGAGAAAAACCACAUUUUUAUACAUUUUAUCAGUCAUUAGCGCUGCUAAAACUUGGCUGCUGUUAUAAAAGUCAUGGUAGGUUGUUCAUUCUCUAGCUUUAGCUCAAACAGCAAACUCGACGCAAAUAUCUUACAUUGCACAAAAUUUAGCUAAUCUACCUUUUAAAUAUAGAACGUAGAAAAUGUACACCUAAUUACUUACUAUUACCGAUCUAUAGAUAAAUUAAAUUAAAUCUCAUCUCAAAUAACCCCAACUUUAACACUUGCCUUAUAUAUGAUUAAUAAAUCUCUAAAAUUAUUCUAGUGAGUAAGCGCGUCUAGGUACUAUUCUUCCAAGGUUGUGCUUUAGUGAAAUUUCCCUAUUGUAUACCUUUUACUUUCUUUAGAUACAUCACUAAUCUACAAUAUAGUUAAGAUUAUGUAUUGUAUGUUUUCUUCACCACCAACUAAUGUAUGAAUUUAGGUAAUGUUAUUUUAUUUUUCAAAAUUUUCUACGCACAACUUUCUUCGUGAUAGCAUUAAAUAAAUCUUUAAUAUGUAUACAGAUUUCUCAUAUAGAUGAGUUCCAGUUAACGUAGAUCUAAAUUGUCGCUCAAAUCAUAGCGAAAUAUUAAUUACUGUGACUUUGCAAGGUAGUGAUUACUGAUCGAGUAGCUAAUUACAUAGCUCUCACAAAACCGGCCUACAUCAUAAGUAGGAGUUAUAUUAUACAAAUACAUUAUGAAAAUAUUAGUAUUCUGAUUGUCGAUGUUAGAUAAAUCUUACAUAUCUUUACACUUUGUAAUAUAUCUCGUCGAAAUCUGUGUUCUUCCAUCGCUGUCACAGCUUAGCGACACCUGACAAUACUGACAGGCGUGUUAGCGCGAGUGUCUAUGCGCCCGCGCAUCAUAUCCGUAGCACGCUUGAUAGCCUGUUACCACUUUCACAUGGUUGUAUAUUUCCUAAGAGAGAGAAUAUCUUUAAAAUUCACUUUUUCGAUGACCUGAUAUAAAUGAUUAUUAAUAUGCCUGAAUAGAAUUAUCUGGUAUUUGGUGUAUUUUUACACAAUAAUUUUAUAUUUCAUUAAAUUGAUGAAAAAAUAUAAGUACAUAAAAGUAUUCAAUAAUUAUAUCAAAAUCUAGAUAUUUAUUAAAAAUAUAUUAUAUAUUAAUAUGGAGAUCGGAUCUGAUAAAAGUUGAUCCGAUCGAACUAACUUACGCUUAUUAACUCGAUAUUUAGCAUAACAAAAUAUUCUUACGUAAGUAACAAAUGUAAAAAAUAUAUUAUCUAAUAUUGUUAUGUGCCUCGACGACCCCCGAUACCACUUGAAAUUUUAUGCAAAACCCAAAAUCACUAUUCAGAACUAUGAGGGUGCGAUAUUGUACUGAUCCACUUUAAUUAAUAAGAUUUAAAAAUACGGAAUUCAUAUAUCAAGAAUAACUAAUAAAGAAAUAGAAACUAAACUAAAACGUCACAUAACAAUCAUAAUUAUUAUCGUAGCCAUUGCUACAAGCACUACAAAGCUUUACAAAAUAUCGUAGACAUUGCUACAAGCGCUACAAAGCUUUACAAAAUAUCGUAGACAUUGCAACAAGCGCUACAAAGCUUUACAAAAUAUCGUAGACAUUGCUACAAAGCACUACACAAUAUCACAACCACUGCUACAUGCGUAUGUUACGAUAACAGUACUACAUAUAUUAGAUCUACAAAAUUUUCAGUGGGUCAUACAAUAUCGCAAACCUAUUGAAAGAAAUAUGAGGACGAACAAAAUUAAAAACAUUCACUGUAUGUACGUUACUGUUAGUGAAAUAUUUACAACAUUUAGUCUUAUUCAAUUUUACAACACUCGCUGAAAUCUAUUCAACUGAUUUUGUUAGUCCUAUUUUACAAUCGUAAUGAUAAUAUAUAAACCCAGUUCUGUUGAAGCGUCACCCAUGUCUAUAAUACACAUAUCUGUUUUUAUGCGAUGAACAAAGAGCAUGCGGUCCAUUUACCCUUAGGGUUUCACUCUGUAGCGUGUAUGACAAUCAAUGUGAUAUGGUAUCGGAUAUCAUGUACCUCUUUCUUAGUGUAACUUGACAUUGUUUCUUCCUAGUUAUGACGUGGAUAUUUCCCAAUUUUGAUUUCUUGAUAAAUAUCUCAGUUGUCCUCUUCAUUUUGUUAUUUUAUUAUUUAAUUCAAAUUUUGUUUAAUUAAAGUUAUUUUCUCACAUGAUUCUUUGGAUAGGCAAAUUUGUCUCCUAUAUGUAGUUUAGUUAUUAUAACUUAGUUUAUAUAUGAGACUAUUAUUAUUAGAUAAUUAAUAACAUUCGUGAAUAUUUUCUUUCAAUGGUAUAUUUAUUAAGAAAUCGAAACAAAGUUCUACAAAUCCUAGUACGUAAACAUAUGUGUGUCAAAUAUAUUAUUAAAUAAAUGUGAUAACAAAUGAGUUUAUUAUAGC